AUGAAGGAUGUGGGCAGUAACAGCUAUCACAAAAGGAACGUAGGAAGAAAGCUUUGGCGGGAAAUAGCAGAGGAAUUGAACAGCACAAGUGAAGCGACCAAAGGGAAAUGGCAAAACUUGAGAGAUAACUUUCGCAGAGAACAUGCAAAAAUUUCGAAUGCGCCUACAGGUAGUGCAGCUCUUGGUGAUACUCAAAUCUCUUCGUGGAAAUACUACAAACAACUUUCAUUCCUAAUCGGCGCGUUUUCUUCCCGAAGAAUGAAGACCAAUAUGCCUUCCGUGUUAAGCCAAACUUCAGAGCUAGCUGAUAUCCUAAAUGAAGAAGAAGAGCACGUAGCAAGGGCAUCUAACAACACCAUUGAUCCUAAUUGUGCGAUCAGCAACAGUACUGUUGAAACACAAGAAUCAGAAACCCCCGUAGAUACUGUUCAAACAGACCCGUUUCGUGGUCCCAGUGUAAAGUCGUUCAAAAAACCUCUCAUGACAACAAAACAAAAAAUUGCUAGACCGGAUGCCUUAGCAAAACUUGUUUUACUGGAGCAGCGAAAGGUUGAGCAACUGGAGAAAAGGUAUGAACGUAGCAAUACAUCUGAAGAUUUGAACAAGGAUGACGACUGCCAUUGCCUUAUGAGUCUACUACCACAUCUUCGUGAUAUCCCAAAAAAAAAGAAGCUGGCAACCAGAAUGCGCCUACAGCAAGUACGUCCCAAUUCUGCUACUUCAUCGUAUUCUUAUAAUUACUGCCCACAGUGUUCAACUCCAUGA
Acanthoscelides obtectus is the source of this 765-nucleotide messenger RNA. The record is from the annotation of a GenBank genome assembly. Lineage: Eukaryota; Metazoa; Arthropoda; Insecta; Coleoptera; Chrysomelidae.